Molecule: messenger RNA, 2564 nt
Organism: Onychomys torridus (southern grasshopper mouse)
Lineage: Eukaryota; Metazoa; Chordata; Mammalia; Rodentia; Cricetidae
Gene: Ddx56
Product: DEAD-box helicase 56
Exons: 14
Coding region: 277-1917 (546 amino acids)
Cellular component (GO): nucleolus
Molecular function (GO): nucleic acid binding; RNA helicase activity; ATP binding
Source: RefSeq, a predicted model, not a curated record
ACAACAACAACAAAAACCGGUCGGAUCCUAACCCUCAUUCAGCAGGCCAAGUCCUGCCCCGCCACUCUGCGUCAGGGAAGGUUGGGGCGCCCGGGGACCCACACCGAAGACUGAGGGCGCUCCGAGACCGCCUCUGCGCCUGCGCACGGCACAAUUUGCUACGACACUGGAUGCCCACACGGAAAACCUCCCAGGAAGUGACGGCUCCUCCGGAACUGAUUAGUUGGUAGUUUGUCCCGCCCUUACGCGUGCGCACUGUCAGCACGGAAGCACGCCAUGGAGGACCAAGAAGCGCUGGGUUUUGAAGACAUGGGGCUGGAUCCCCGGCUCCUGCAGGCCGUCGCCGACUUGGGCUGGUCGCGACCUACGCUGAUCCAGGAAAAGGCCAUACCUCUGGCACUGGAGGGGAAGGACCUCCUGGCCCGCGCCCGCACAGGCUCCGGGAAGACGGCAGCUUACGCUCUUCCGAUGCUGCAGUUGCUUCUGCACAAGAAGGCGACAGGUCCCGUAACGGAACAGGCUGUGAGAGGCCUUGUCCUUGUUCCUACUAAGGAGCUGGCCCGGCAGGCCCAGUCCAUGAUUCAGCAGCUGGCUGCCUACUGUGCCCGGGAUGUGCGCGUGGCUAAUGUCUCAGCUGCUGAAGACACAGCUUCUCAGAGAGCUAUGUUGAUGGAGAAGCCAGAUGUGGUGGUGGGGACCCCCUCCCGGAUAUUAAACCACUUGCAGCAGGAGAGUUUGAAACUCCGAGACUCCCUGGAGCUGCUGGUGGUGGACGAAGCUGACCUUCUUUUUUCCUUUGGCUUUGAAGACGAACUCAAGAGUCUUCUCUGUCACUUGCCCCGGAUUUACCAGGCCUUUCUCAUGUCGGCCACUUUCAAUGAGGACGUACAAGCUCUGAAGGAGCUGGUACUGCAUAACCCGGUCACCCUCAAGCUGCAGGAGUCCCAGCUGCCGGGGCCAGACCAGCUGCAGCAGUUCCAGGUGGUCUGCGAGACCGAAGAAGACAAAUUCUUACUGCUCUACGCCCUGCUCAAGCUGUCACUGGUUCGGGGCAAAGCCUUGCUCUUUGUCAACACUCUGGAGAGGGGCUACCGGCUCCGCCUCUUCCUGGAACAGUUCAGCAUCCCCUCCUGCGUGCUCAAUGGAGAACUCCCGCUGCGCUCCAGGUGCCACAUCAUCUCACAGUUCAACCAGGGCUUCUAUGAUUGUGUCAUAGCAACAGAUGCUGAAAUCCUGGGACCCCCAGUCAAAGGCAAGCGGCGAGGCCGAGGGUCCAAAGGAGACAAGGCCUCUGAUCUGGAGUCAGGUGUGGCCCGGGGCAUAGACUUCCACCACGUAUCUGCUGUACUCAACUUCGAUCUUCCCCCCACUCCGGAAGCCUAUGUUCAUCGAGCUGGCAGGACAGCUCGAGCCAACAACCCAGGCAUAGUUCUGACCUUUGUGCUGCCCACAGAACGGUCUUCCUUGGGAAAGAUUGAGGCGCUUCUCAGUGGAGAGGGCGAGGCUCCCAUCCUGCUUCCCUACCAGUUCCACAUGGAGGAGAUCGAGAGCUUUCGCUAUCGCUGCAGGGAUGCCAUGCGCUCAGUGACCAAACAGGCCAUUCGAGAGGCGAGAUUGAAGGAGAUCAAGGAGGAGCUUCUGCACUCAGAGAAGCUCAAGACAUACUUUGAAGACAAUCCCAGGGACCUCCAGCUGCUACGCCAUGAUCUGCCCUUGCACCCUGCGGUGGUAAAGCCUCAUCUGGGCAAUGUCCCUGACUACUUGGUUCCCGCCGCUCUUCGUGGCCUUGUGCAUCCUCGAAAGAAACGGAGAAAGCUGCCCCCCUCUAGGAAGGCUAAGAAGGUGAAGACCCAGAACCCACUGCGUGACUUCAAGCACAGGGGAAAGAAACCUAAACCCACAGCAAAGCCCUCCUGAGAUGGCCUGGGCCUGAGGACACUGAAUUGGCAUCCUGACCUAGAUGGAGUGAGUGGGCUCCCCACUCUUUGUGGGAACACUCUGAUGCUCACUGACUGGACAGACUGUACUUUGAAGAAGCAGCCUUGGGCACCCCACCUCCUUGGUACUGCUGGGCUGCCAUCCUGCUGCUUAACAGAAUAAAGAUUCUGGCUGCCCAGGCUGUGAACCUCUGGCCUUUGGAAGAGACUGCUUUCCCAAGUCUCGUGAGUUGGCAGACUUUCCAAAGGUGGUAUUGUCUGGCUUUGCUGCUGCAUGUAGUACCUCGAUUGGCCAACAGAGGUCAGCUGUGGAAGCCAUGAGAAGCCUGUCCUGAUGCUGCUGGUCCAGUGUUGGGCCAUGGCUGACCCAGAGCCCUGUAGCUAGUUCCUGUAGCUCUAUUGAUCCAGAUCAGCUGAUAAAUGGAUUUGUGUUCCCAGGUAAGGGCAUUCCUGACCACUAGCCCCUGGAUCUCACCAGCACAUUCAUGUUCACAUUCAGAGGGAAAAGUCACUGAGCCCUGGGAGCCAAGGCAGCUGGCUUCCCUUCCUGGAUGAAAGAUGUGAUAAUUCUUGUCUGUUUCAGAUACAUGAGUGGUAGUAUAAUGAAUGCACACCCAUGACACCUGU